Lodderomyces jiufengensis is the source of this 984-nucleotide messenger RNA. RefSeq lists its product as uncharacterized. Bases 1 to 984 code for a protein of 327 amino acids. The record is from RefSeq and is a predicted model, not a curated record. Lineage: Eukaryota; Fungi; Ascomycota; Pichiomycetes; Serinales; Debaryomycetaceae. The transcript has a single exon.
AUGUCUAUUCAAUUCGUUAAAUCGACUAAAGAUUUUGAUGAUUAUUUGAACCAAAAUAAAUAUUUAAUGGCGAAUUUUACAGCUGAAAGUUGGUGUGGACCUUGUCGACAAAUAAAGCCAUUAAUAGAUCAAGCUUAUUCAAAAUUUCCAAAUGUUGAGAUUAUUAGAGUAGACUUAGAUUCACACAAGGAUUUAGCAAGAAAAUAUACAGUUACUGCUGUACCAACAUUUAUAUUUUUUGAAUCAGGAAAGGAGAAAUCAAGAGUCAAAGGUGCCAAUGUUGAUGAAUUAAUGACUACUUUAUCAUCAUUUAAUCAGCAAGCUCAAGGAGAAACAAGAAAAGGAAAUGGAUCAACUGCUGAAUCUGCAUCUUCAGUCACAAUUAAUUCAGAAGAAUUAAAAGAAAUUAAAGAGUUGAUACCAAAAGGAUUUGAUAUUUUAAAUUCACAUAUAGAUUAUGGAUCAUUUGAAGCACUUAAUGCUAAAAGUCUAUAUGAGAAUUCCGAAAUUAAAGAUGUUUUAAAACUUGAUAAAAAAUCAGGAAGUUCAAUUAUAUCAGAUUCAGAUUCUCAAAUAUUAUUACUGAUUACAUUUUUAAAUAUAUCUAAAAUCUAUUCAAUUUUAAUUAAAUUGAAUAAAAAUAUCUCAAAAGAUAAAAUAACAAUAGAUGAAGAAGAUUUAGAAGAAAUUCAACAACCUAAUUUAAUAAAAAUAUGGCCAAAUACUCAAAAUAUAUUAUCAUUUGAAGAUGCUUCAUCUGAUUUAAAAGCUCCUCAUAUUGAAAAAUUAACCACAGAACCAGACUCACAAUGGAUUGAAUUAAAAUUAAAAUAUGUAAAAUUUCAAAAUGUUCAAAAUUUAACAAUUUUUAUUGAUGGUGAUGAUGAAGAUUAUCAUACAAUCGUUGAAAAAAUUAUAAUAAUAGGAUUAAAUGGUGAAUCCAAAGAACAAAAAAGUUUAGCAUCGUUAGAACAAGAAGAAUAG